This is a messenger RNA of Dufourea novaeangliae, 781 nucleotides long. It is a transcript of the gene sra, whose product is annotated as protein sarah. Gene Ontology annotation, biological process: calcium-mediated signaling. Bases 1 to 729 code for a protein of 242 amino acids. Gene Ontology annotation, molecular function: nucleic acid binding; calcium-dependent protein serine/threonine phosphatase regulator activity. The record is from RefSeq and is a predicted model, not a curated record. Gene Ontology annotation, cellular component: cytoplasm; nucleus. The transcript has 4 exons. NCBI's taxonomy places the organism in Eukaryota, Metazoa, Arthropoda, Insecta, Hymenoptera, Halictidae.
AUGGAAGAGAAACAUGGUUCAAGUGUCUUGGAUGAUGAGGAAGUAGAAGAUUCCGAAAAUAUAAUAAUAAACGAAAUUGAUGGGCUACCAAAUUUGCAUCCUAAUUAUCAACAAUUAGAAUUAGAAUUCGAUGUUGAAAAAGGCCAUAGAGAGGCGAACACAAGAUCUAUAGAAGAUUUGGUGUACGAUGAAGAUUUACCAACAUCUGUUAUUGUAACCAAUGUGGAUCCUCGAGUAUUUAAAAGUGAUGAAUUAAAGCACGAAAUGGAAGAUUUAUUUAAGCAAUUUGGAGAGGAUGCUACUUUUCAGUAUUUUAGAUCAUUUAGAAGAAUGAGAGUAAACUACACUUCUCCGAAUGCAGCUGCAAAUGCUAGGAUACAGCUACACCAAAUUCAUUUUGGUGACACCGACAUCAAUUGUUACUUUGCGCAACCUGUCACCCCAAUAGCUACUGAAGACCAGCAUCUUCAACCACCAGCACUUACCAAACAGUUCCUAAUUUCACCACCUGCUUCACCACCUGUUGGUUGGGAGCCUAGGGAGGAAAACGAACCUUUAGUUAAUCAUGAUUUAUUAGCAGCUAUAGCAAACUUAUCUGCAGGAGGUAGUCAUGAAUUGCAUCCCGGAGGUUCAGGACAGCCUGGAAUAGUUGUUCAUGUUUGUGAAACGGCGAAUACUGCAAAAAAUGCCCCACGCAUACAACAUACACGUUGUCCAGAACAUUCGUAAAUAGCAUUGCUAGAGAUAUUGUCCAUUCUACGACAAUGAAUUAUUUAUCCAU